Molecule: messenger RNA, 4029 nt
Organism: Telopea speciosissima
Lineage: Eukaryota; Viridiplantae; Streptophyta; Magnoliopsida; Proteales; Proteaceae
Product: DExH-box ATP-dependent RNA helicase DExH6-like
Exons: 14
Coding region: 51-3965 (1304 amino acids)
Cellular component (GO): intracellular anatomical structure
Molecular function (GO): RNA binding; ATP binding
Source: RefSeq, a predicted model, not a curated record
AGAGAGAGAGAGAGAGAGAGAGAGAGAGCAAAGAAGACCGAGAUUCACAGAUGGCUAAGUCAGGAAAGAAAGGACGGAACAAAGGAGGACAGCAGAAUGAAGGACAAAACAAAGAAAAUAAGUCUGAGAAGGAAAAACCUACCGUUGCUGAGACCACCCGGGUUCGAAUAUCCAAGAUAUUGAAUGAAUUACUUGCAGGAAAUGACGAAGCGUACACGUUUGAAGCUGGCCUCAGCAAUGUUGAACGUGCUGUGGUGCAUGAACUGUGUCGGAAAAUGGGUAUGGCCUCAAGAAGUUCUGGGCGUGGCAAUGAACGGCGUGUUACUGUCUACAAAAAGAGGAAGAAAAAUAGUAAUGGUGUAAAGGGAGAUGAAGAUCUCACCUAUUUAACUUUUUCAGAAGAGACGCAAUUGGUUUUACAGGGUCUAUUUACACGCUUUCCUCCUGAAGAAGGAGAACUGAGCGAGGAAAAGAUUAAGAACCAGGAUGUAAAGGCUCACAAGAUACACUGGGGGAAAGAAAAUAGUUUCUGCAAACCAUUAAAGAACAAGGUUGAAAUUGCAAAGAAGGUGAACUCAUUAGCUUCUAGGAUGGAAAAGGACCCACACAUGAGACAGAUUGCUGAAGAGAGGUCUAGGCUUCCAAUUGCAUCCUUCAAGGAUGUCAUUACAUCAACAGUGGAAUCUCACCAGGUUGUGCUCAUAUCUGGUGAGACUGGCUGUGGGAAAACUACACAGGUUCCACAAUUUCUUCUAGACUAUUGGUGGGGUAAGGGUGAGUCAUGCAAGAUUGUGUGUACCCAACCCAGGCGUAUAUCAGCAAUAUCAGUUGCGGAGAGAAUUGCUUGUGAAAGAGGAGAAAAUGUUGGUGAUAGUGUUGGAUACAAGAUAAGGUUGGAGUCGAAAGGUGGGAAGAACUCAUCUAUUAUGUUUUGCACCAACGGUGUUAUUUUGAGGGUACUGGUUGGCAAAGGCAAAGGCAACGGCACUGAUUCAUCAAGGAAAGAGGCUUCAGAUGAUACAUUGAAUGAUUUAUUAGAAAUAACCCACAUCAUUGUGGAUGAAAUUCAUGAAAGGGAUCGCUUCUCUGAUUUUAUGCUAGCAAUUCUCAGAGAUAUACUCCCUUUAUGUCCUCAUCUACGAGUGAUACUUAUGAGUGCUACUCUUGAUGCUGAAAGGUUUUCACAAUAUUUUGGUGGCUGCCCAAUUAUCCGGGUUCCAGGAUUCACUUAUCCGGUCAAGGUUUUCUACUUGGAGGAUGUACUUUCUAUCUUGAAAUCAGCAGAGGAUAAUCAUCUUGAUUCUGCUUUAGUGAGUACUGAACUGACAGAAGAGGAGAGAGUUACCCUGGACGAAGCUAUCGACUUGGCAUGGGAGAGUGAUGAGUUUGAUCCUCUCCUAGAACUUGUUUCCUGUGAGGCAACUCCAAAAAUAUAUAAUUACCAACAUUCUUUUACUGGGGUAUCACCACUGAUGGUGUUUGCUGGGAAAGGUAGAGUUGGUGAUGUUUUCAUGCUCCUUUCUUUUGGUGCGGACUGCAAUCUAUGUGCCAAAGAUGGGACAACUGCAUUACAGUGGGCAGAACGAGAAAAUCAGGGUGAAGCUGCUGAAAUUAUCAAACAGCACAUUGAUAAUGCUCUUACUCAGUCUGCAGAAGAACAGCAGCACAUUGAAAAAUAUCUUGCGACUAUAGAUCCUGAACGCAUUGAUUUUGUUCUUAUGGAGAAGUUGUUAAGGAAAAUAUGUACGGACUCAAAGGAAGGAGCUGUACUUGUUUUCCUUCCAGGAUGGGAUGAUAUAAACAAAACACUGGAGAGACUACUUGCUUCCCCAUUUUUCAAGGAUUCCUCAAAGUUUGUGAUAAUAUCUCUUCAUUCUAUGGUUCCGUCUGCAGAGCAGAAAAAGGUUUUUCGACGCCCACCAGCUGGUUGCCGUAAAAUCAUUCUUUCUACUAAUAUUUCUGAGACAGCAGUCACCAUUGAUGAUGUUGUUUAUGUUAUAGACAGUGGCCGGAUGAAAGAGAAAAGUUAUGAUCCAUACAAUAAUGUAUCAACACUGCAUUCAGCUUGGGUUUCCAAAGCUAGUGCAAAGCAGCGAGAGGGACGUGCUGGCCGCUGCCAGCCAGGAAUAUGUUACCAUUUGUUCUCCAAAACUCGAGCAGCAUCUCUGCAAGAUUUCCAAGUUCCUGAAAUCAAGCGGAUGCCAAUUGAGGAACUGUGUCUGCAGGUGAAGCUCAUUGAUCCAAAUUGCAGAAUAGUAGAUUUCUUACAUAAAACAUUGGACCCUCCGAUUCUUGAAUCCAUACGAAAUGCUAUUAUAGUUCUUCAAGAUAUUGGGGCCUUGUCACAGGAAGAAGGGCUUACAGAACUAGGGGAGAAACUUGGCUCUCUACCAGUUCAUCCAACAAUUAGCAGGAUGCUUUUCUUUUCCAUAAUGAUGAAUUGCCUUGACCCAGCUUUGACACUAGCAUGUGCAUCAGACCUUAAAGAUCCCUUUGUUUUGCCUAUGGCUCCAGAUGAAAAGAAGAAAGCUGCGGCUGCCAAGGCUGAGCUUGCUUCCGUGUAUGGUGGGCACAGUGACCACUUUGUGGUGGUUGCAGCAUUUGACUGCUGGAAACGAGCAAAGGAGAAGGGUCAAGAAAAGAAAUUUUGUUUUCAGUACUUUGUCUCUUCAAGUGUCAUGAGUAUGUUGUCUGCCUUGCGUAAGCAGCUGCAGCAUGAGCUGAUUCGGAAUGGCUUUAUCCCAGAAGAUAUAUCAAGUUGUAGCCUAAAUGCAAGGGAUCCAGGAAUACUUCAUGCAGUCCUUGUUGCAGGUUUGUAUCCAAUGGUGGGGAGAAUGCUUCCACCAUUUGUACGUGGACAAAGGGCUAUGGUGGAGACGGCUAGUGGUAAUAAGGUCCGGUUGCACCCUCACUCCUCCAAUUUUAAACUGUCACUGGAUAAAUCUGACAGUCGUACCCUGGUCAUAUAUGAUGAGAUUACCCGAGGUGAUGGUGGCAUGUACAUAAAGAGUUGUACUGUUGUGGGACCAUACCCUUUACUGUUGCUUGCAACAGAUAUGGUUGUUGCUCCUUCAAAGCAGAAUGAUGAUGAGGAGAGUGAUGAAGAUCCUGAUGCAUCUAGCAUAGAUGAAGAUGAAAUGGAGAUGCGUACAUCAUCUGCUGAAGAACGCAGAGAGCGAAUAAUGUCAUCUCCUGAUAAUAUUGUUUCUGUUGUCGUUGAUCGGUGGCUUACAUUUAAGGCUACGGCACUUGAUGUUGCUCAGAUUUACUGCUUGAGGGAGCGAUUAGCAGCUGCGAUGUUGUUCAAAGUAAAACAUCCACGGGAAGUUCUAGAUCCGGCUCUUGGGGCAUCUGUAUAUGCAAUUGCCUGCUUUCUGUCAUAUGAUGGGCCAAGUGGUAUCUCAUUACCUUCAGAAUCUAUCGAGUCAUUGACAUUGAUGGUCAAUGCAGCUAGAAUCAACAAAGAAGCCGCAGGGAAGGAGGUCCAGUCUCAUGGUCAAGGGGGAAGCAAAGUGAUGGUACCUGAUGGUAGCAGUAGUUUCCUGAGGUCGUUGAUGAGUGAUGAUGAUGUGCACCUUAAAACCCCAUCCAUUAAUCACAAACCCAGGAGACCUAUACCUAAUAACACACGUCAAAAUGAGCCACCACCCCCUCUACUGGCCUCGGUAGCUACAAUGGCAAAUCAUUACAUUCCACCCUGUUAUCGCCAUCCCAGGGCAUCUGUGCAUAACUAUGUCACUGCACGUCAAAAUGAGCCACCUCCACAACCAUUAACCCCAAUUGCCACAGACCCAUAUUUGACUGUUACCCCAGCGGUUAACCCACAUCAGGUCUUCCCAGUAGGUGCUGACCCAUAUCUAAAUGCCCAAUCACAGGCUCAGGUUGGAUAUGGUUCAGGUAGGUUUGGGCCGUAUGGCCGAAGAGGGGGUUCUUUUAAGCGAAAGCGUGGGCCCAAACCACAAUGACAAUGAGCGUGGGAAGCUCACUCUGGGUUAUCCCCUGGACUUACAUGGAACGUAUAAGAUCUGC